AUGGCGUCUCAAGCGUUUUGGAACCGUCUGACCGAAGAUACGGAUCAAUUUCCAGUUAAACUCAGCCUCUACAACACGUUAUUCUUGGCAUUGGUAAGUAUUUACAUUAUUAUUGUUAUGUUUUUUAGUUGGGAAUAUGUCUCUCUGGACUGUAUGCAUUGUUUCAAAUGUUGCACAUGUUUUUGACACCAAUAUUAUGGGCAAUAUUGGUUGGAACAGUGCUGUUUCCGUUGAAACGGACCGUUUCGAACAUUUUUGGAGGUAAGGAUCGGGAAGAUUGUUGAUAGACAAAAAAGACAAUUAGUUUAUAGUACUAAUUCAUGUUUAUAAGUUAGGGAAUACUGAUUAGAUAUUAACUAAAGAAAGAUUACAAGGUAUUAUCGUUGUACUUUACAGCUGCUGAUCAAUUUAUGUUAUUCAUUAACAAAUUGAUAAUAUCAUAUUAUGGUUUUUAAAUUGUUUAAAAAAUGUAUUGUUUUUUGCCGUUUUUUUGCUAUCAUACAUGGAACGAAGUGGCUAAACAAUUUUUAGUUUGAUUAGGCUUUUGUUUUUUAUUUGCUUGAUCAAAGUAUAUGAUCUAUGACUUAUUAUCAAUUCUUUUAAUCUAAGCUAUAAGUUUUGAUAAUUUUUAGGUUGGUUAAACCGUCUUGACGAACAAAAUACUCCAUUUUUGCUUGGAGUAGUUUUAUUGCCUUUAAACGCUUUUAAUUGGGCAGCUGACACUGUUUACAGCGCUGCUUUUAGGUAUGUUUUGAAACUUUUUGUUGGUUUUUAGGUAAUUUAAUUAAAUUGAUGAGUGAAUUGGAGUGGAUUUGAUAAAAAAUGGACUUUCAAGUGAAUAAUAUGUUAAUGUUGACACAAAGCUUUCUAAAAUACGUUUAUUUGAAUGAAAUGUAUAUUAUUUUAGUCCAAACGGGUACUACUAUCUUGGAGCUUAUGUCUUGAUCAAGAUUCUCAGUUAUGGCGGAACAUUCGUGUGGAUUUUGGGUGCAGUUGGAAGCACCUACUCGUUUUGUGAUGAAAUUUUGGCAUUCCUCAAUCAGAAUAGUGUUCGUAUGUUGGUAUCAGUCUGUGGAGUUACUUAUGCUGCAUGGAUCUUCGUACAGGAUUAUGAGAGUCUGCACAAGAAGAAAAAAUUUGCUAGAAGCUUGUCGUUGCCUAUUUGGUGAGGGUUUGGAAGCUUUUAAAUUUUGUAAAUUUAGGUAACAUUUGAAGUUUUUAGACAAAAUUUUUGAUGUUUAGGUAACAUUGAGGUCGUCGCCGAUAAUAGUACUGUUAUAUGAUUUUAGGAUAGUCGUACUGGCUUACUGUGCCGAUUUCUGUGGCCCACUCCGAGUUCUCGUGUUUGCCUGUUCAGGCGUUGCCUUAGGGUUGAUCUCAGCUGGCCUGAUCGGCAAAAUUCAUUUACACGAUAAUGGCGACAAAAUUGCUGAAAAAGUAGAAGAGAGCAUCGAAAAGGAAGAUGAGGCCAGAGAUGAAGAGUUUAAAGAAGAAAUUUAUGAAAGCGAGGUGGGUUACUGUAAUUUUUGGGGUUUUUAGGUAAUAAUUUAAUUUUUUUAAAAUUUUUUAUUUUUUAAAAAUACUAAUUAAAAUUCUGGGAAAUGUUUUGAUUUCAGAAGCAAAAGAUAGAACGAAAGCUUGAAGAAGCUCGUGAAGUUGAAGAUAGUCGUGUCGAUCACCUAAUAUCGUCUGAUACUCAUUUACGUGUUAUUACAGCGCUGUGUGGACUAUUGUUUGCUGCCAGACAUGAUUGGGUGGUUAUUGUACUGAUAGUACUCAUGGUACUUGGAAUGCUUAAAAAUGGAGGUAAACACAUAGUAUCAGUUGGAAAUGCAUGGUAUAGAAUGGUAUUGCCUGUUUUUUAUGUUACUAAUGCAUUCAGUAUACAGUAGAGUAACCUUUUGUUAUAGCUAUGAUACUGUAAUAAUUUUUUUCUAUAAAAACUAAAAAUGAAAUUUUAGCUGAAAGAACGGGAGCAACUGACUCAGUGAAACAGACGGUAAUGGGAAUUUACGGCAGAUUCAAGGAUAAUAUCAACAAGUUGGUGAAUAUUGUAGUAGCUGGAAGUUUACGCCAGUUUGUUCAUAUCUUGUUCACUAGCGAUAAAUAUGUAAGGGAACUUAUAUUUGAUAUUUUUUAGUUUUGUAGGCAUUUUAGCUGAUUUUUAUUGACCAAAAUUCUAUUUUUAUGAAAUUUUUUAUCUAAAUUUUAAUUUUUUGCUAUUUUUAAAAAUUUUUAUAUUUAAAUUUACAUUUUCAGCUGAUUGGAGGCCUAAAAGCUAAAGUUGAGCUGAUUUCUUCAAUUGUGGUCAUGAUAAUAUUGGCAUUUUCACUGUUUUUCUUUGUCAUCUUUACUGUGUUCCAAGUACACGCCGAAACUGUUCAUUUGGCCAGACUAACUACGAAUGUAGUGUCUUCGAAUCCGGAAUGGCUUCGAACGGCGUUGAAUUACACUGAUAGGCAGAUCACGGAAAAUAACAUCGAUGACUACAUUCAGGAGGUGGGUUUGGAAGCUUUUUGGAUUUUUGAGGAGAAUUUUUGGAGUUUUAUAGCUUUCUAAGUUAAAAGUUAGUUGUUUUGUAAAUACAUUGUUAAUAUUGAAACUUUCAGGGAUUCCUACAAGGCCGCCUUUGGCUAGCCUCCAAUAUUCGAAAGCUGGCUGAUCCAAAAGACACAAAACGUGCUGAUGAGCUCGAAGAACAGGCUAAACUUAUCGUUGACAAUUUAUAUCGUAUGUGGGAAGAACGGCAAGUCCCUAAUGCUACGGAUGGACAAGUAAUCUCUCGGCCAGAUCUCAUAACUCAACUUAUGUCAGCCUCGAACUUGGAGUCACUUAAACAAGAACUUACUGCCAUUAUCAAGGGGAAUAUCGAGACGGUUUUGAGUGUAAGUGGAAGAAACUUUGUUUACGGAUUGAUGUGGCAAGAACUUUCCUUACAAGACAAAAAGUGGCAACAACAUUCUUUACAAAACGAAAAAAACAAGAAUUAUCUUUAUAAAACAAUAAAUAGCAAGAACUUUAUUUACAAAACAAAAAAUAGCAAGAACAUUAUUUACAGUACUAAAACAUCAUUUUUCAGAUUGCCCAAUCAGUUUGGACGGUAGUACUACUCAACGUAUCUCUACUAUCGAACGUUUUUGUUUCCGUUUUUGGCCUCAUUCUCAACUUUGGCUUCGAAUUACUCAACUUCUUUAUUGAGAUCAUUGUCUUUUUGACUGCUGUAUAUUAUCUAUUGGCCUCAAGCACAGAUCAAUGGCUACCACUACAUUGGAUUUCGAAAGCCACGCCAAAGCUACAAGGACAGAAUGGCCAGUUGAACAUUGCUAAGGCUAUUGAAAGCGCGAUUAGGUGGGGGGGGGGUUUUAUGGUUUUGAAUUCUUUUUGAAAUUUAAAUUUUUGGAUUUUCAAAUUGAAAAAUAUUAAAAAUUUGAAAAAAUUUUUUGAGUUUUUAUCGAAUUUUGAUAUCAAGUAUAAUAUAAUUUUUGGCAUUUUCAGUGGUGUAUUUGUGUUAUCAGCCAAGAUGGCGAUAUUUUAUGGACUAUACACUUAUUUUGUACAUAUGCUAUUCGGCUUGAACAUUGUCUUCGUACCUUCAUGUAAGUUUAAAACAAUUUAAGUACUAUUAGUAGUAGAUUGGUAGUGAUUUUAAGCCUAAAAACCGUUUUAAGGGUUGUUAGGCUUAAGGAAAAUUAAAAAUAUCAUUAUAACUCGGAAAAUUUUCAGUGGUAGCAGCAAUGUUCGCCGCCGUUCCCAUCGUUCCACCAUAUAUCGUGGCCGUCUUUGGCCUAAUUGAACUGUAUUUGGUAAGAGGAGAAGGUGCAGCUACAGUAUUCUUUGCCGCCGCCAGUGUGGCACCAUUAAUGUUUGCUGAUACGGCGUUUUACCGUGAAGUCAAGUAAGUGGAAAUUAAGUUUUUUCUAUUUUUUGUUUUGGAAACAAAGUUUUUGUAAUUUUUUGUUUUGUAAAGAAAGUUCUUGUAAUUUUUCAUUUUGUAAAGAAAAUUCUUGCCAUUUCUAAUUUUGUAAAGAAAGUUUUUGCAAUUUUUAUGUUGUUUUCAUAAUUUUUCACUAAUACUUCCAUUUUCAGAUCAUCACACCCGUAUGUGACAGGCCUGGCCAUCAUCGGCGGUAUCACCUGGAUCGGCUUGGAAGGCGCCGUGAUUGGGCCGAUCAUCUUGUGCUGCUUCUUGAUCCUGAUCGAAGUUUUCGUCGAAUAUGCAAACAAAAAGUGA
Bursaphelenchus okinawaensis is the source of this 4231-nucleotide messenger RNA. NCBI's taxonomy places the organism in Eukaryota, Metazoa, Nematoda, Chromadorea, Rhabditida, Aphelenchoididae. The record is from the annotation of a GenBank genome assembly.